Messenger RNA from Psylliodes chrysocephalus, 6173 nucleotides. The record is from the annotation of a GenBank genome assembly. NCBI's taxonomy places the organism in Eukaryota, Metazoa, Arthropoda, Insecta, Coleoptera, Chrysomelidae.
AAAUUUGCACGGUAAGGUAUAGUUAAAAGUUCACUAUUAGAUAAAUAAGGACAUCUACUAUUAGAAAAAAAAUUAAUUUUAGUCAUAAUCUAAUAUUUUUUAUUUAGCAUUGGUGGCGAAAGGACCUCCUUAAGAGUUUAACAGCCUGAUGCAAGAAUGUUCGUUAAAAUGUAUUUGACUGUGAGUAAUUUAAAGAUUAUAUCAUUUAAACAGAUCAGAUUCUCACGUACUGUCAAAGUUUAUCAAAAUUAUAAAUUUUAAUGAAUGUUCUUGCAUCCGGCUAUAAUGAUAAUUUACAUAUUAUACAGCGUUUAAUUUCACAAUAGACUUUUAUUAAAAAUAUAUUUUUCAGAAUUAAAACAAUAAAUAAACAAUAAUACAAAAUAAUUAAUAUAUACGACAAAAUCACUCAGGAUGCAAUCAAAAUGCAUUUACAGCUACAUCUACAUUUCGUUUUUAAAUAAUGAACUUAGUAAGAAUUUUCUGUGUUGUUGUAACUUUAGUAUUUUUAAUUCUUAUGAAGCAAACGACCAAAACUGAUUGGUUUUCAUAUGUUUCCAAGUCUAUUAAGUUCCCAAAAACGUCAAGGUCACUGCUAUUUUGGUACAAAUGAUCUAAAUUACUGGGCAAAAGAUUAAAGGAUUUUGAUAUAUUUUUAUGACCUUGAAACUUAAUUUAUUUACAUAUUUGUUUCUAUAGAUUUAAUUAAGGGGGUCCUCUAGUUUCUCGUGUCGAAAAAAUCGAAUUUUUAUUUUUUCAUAAAUCACAUCUACAACAUAUGUGUAGAAAAUGUGUGCCAAAGGAUUUUUCGAGUUACAAGUUACGGCCCUGGAAUGGAGCAGGAAUAAGGAGCGCGCGCAACGCUGCUCCGCAAGGCCGAGCGGCGCUGACAAUAAUACAGAUAUCCCUAAAUCUAACUGAUACUUGAACCUUUUGUGAAUUAGGCCCGAGUAGAGGGGAGCCGAGACCGUUGACAGCAUGGUUGACAGACGCUUUCGAGUAUUGACUAAGACGCUGUGAAGCGUUGAUUAGUUUAGUUUUGCUGUGGCAGUUGCGAAGCCUACUAUAUAUUUUCUCUUGCGAGUCACACGUAGCUGAUUUUUUGAAAAUAAUUUUUAAAAUGUUAAAGAAAGGAAGUAGAGACGCCCCGGCUCGUUACGAUUGACCUAAAAAGCGAAAAUUCGCAGGCACCCAACACACUUUUAAACAAGACAAGUCGUUUACAUCGGCGUCAGUGAAGAAACUUGUUCAAAAUAAAAAUUUAGAAGUGUACAUUGAACAUACUUUUAUGUAUUGUAUUUUGAAUUUCGCGAGUGUAUUUUCAACUAUUUCUUCGGUUUUUUAUUUGUAAAGAGUGCAAAAGUACGGUGACUUUUCAUCAACGUGAUGUACGAGGAUUGGGCUUUAAAAUUUCUAUGACGUGCAAGUGUGAGAAAGAAAAAGAAGUAGAUGUCCAAAAAUAGGUAAAGCCUACGAAAUAAAUCACAGCUUAGCUGUGAAAUAAAUCGUCGCUUAGUUUUUGUGAUGCGUUUGUUGGGAGUCGGUUAUGAAGGACUAAUGGAUAUGGGACAUGGUUUUGCUUUGAACACGUACGAUACCAUAUUAGAAAAUAUUCACUCAGCUUCUUCGGCCGUUUUUGAUACAGUGUUGUCGAUUGCAGUUAAUCAAGAAAAGGAAAUCCUUCAAGAACAAGGAAAAGCAGAAAAUGAAUUCACCAUAUCUGGAGGUGGCACAUGUAAAAAAAGAGGAUUUUCAUCUUUAUUCGGAGUUUCAACUUUAAUUACAAAGUAUACCGUUAAAGUGGUUGAUUCGUGUGUAAUGAAUAGUUUUUGUGCUGGUUACAAUUUGUUGGAAAAUAAAAAAAAUAGUGAUCCAGUUGGAUAUGCAGGAUGGCUAGCUGGUAGUGAAGAAAAUUGUACUGCAAAUCAUACUGGAAUUUCUGGGAAGAUGGAAAUAGAUGCAGUUGUGAAAAUGGUUUCUCGUUCAGUAAAUAAACAUCAAGUUCGAUAUACGACAUACAUAGGAGAUGGUGACAGCAAGACAUUUAAAGGUAUUUUGAAGGCAGAACCAUAUGGAAAAGAUGUUGUAAAAAAAGAGUGUGUUGGACUGGUUGAAAAGAGGAUGGGGACUCGGCUCCGAAAUGCAAAAAAAUCUAAUAAAGCCAUUGGUGGAAAAGGUGCAGGAAAACUCACUGACAAAUUGAUUGGUGAGAUGACAAAGUAUUAUGGAUUAGCUAUUCGGAGACAUCCAGAGUCUAUUGAGGAAAUAAGGAAGGACAUUUGGGCAACAUUCUAUCAUAAGAUUUCCACAGACAGCAAUCCACAGCAUCAAAAUUGCCCUGCAGGCGAAUCUAUUUGGUGCAAAUGGCGCAGAGCAGAGUUUCUCGGAAAGGCUGAGCAAUUCAAGCACGAUAAACCACCUCUUUCUGAAGCAGUUUAAAAGGUUAUAAAGCCAAUGUAUGAGGAUUUAUCCAGAAAAUAAUUGUUAAGCAGAUGCCUGGGAGCGGAAACUCAAAAUAAUGAGUCGCUCAAUUCGUUAAUCUGGACUUUUGCUCCAAAGCACCUCCAUUCUGGGCCAAAAAGUCGUUGAAAUCGCCACGUUUCUCGCUGUCAUGAUCUUCAACGAAGGAUUCGAAUCUAUCCUGAAGACCUUGGAAACCAUGAGAGUGAAAAUCGGCCCACAAGCUAAAGGAUACGUUCAACAGCGUGAAAGCUCUCGGAUCGACCGUUCUGAAAAGCGCACGAGGGAUGUCGUAAAACAGGCCCGAAUCGCGAAAAGGGAAGACGAAGCAGCUCUGCGUGACUUCCAAGAAGAAGAGGAAGGCCUACUGUAUGGUCCAGGCAUAGCAGAUUGACGGUGAGAUGAAAUUUUUAUUAUAAAUCAUAUGCGCGAACAUUGAAACGCGUUUUUUUCGGAACACUAUUUUUCAAAACUGUGAUCACGAUAUUUCAGAAACUACUGCACCGAUAUUUUUCACUUUUAUACGACAUCUUUAAUAUGUUAUAAGCCAGCGAUUGAACUAGGAUUAUCAUGAUUGCUUUGAUACUUUUUUUUCUACGUGCGAGAAACUUAAGAAAAAAUGAGUAAACAAUAGAAUUUAAUUUUCAAGUGUAUAAAAAAAUUAAUUUUUGUAAUUUAGAAUUCAUUCUGGUUCAAUCGCUAGUCUUAAAUAUAAAGAUUAAAAUGCCGUUUGGUUUUUGGAUUUCAGAUAAGCAAAACAGCCGCAAUCUUGGUCACCGUCAAGCACCUCCUUCACUUGAUGUCUUCCUGUCGGCCAAUAUAACUUUGAUUCUAUUAUAUAUUUGGUCUUCAAAAAAUUUGUAAAGCUCAUUUAAAUGUUAAUAAAGAUUAUGUAAAAACAAUGAGAUUUGUUAUUUCGAUGGUUUGUCCGUAAAAAAUUAUUGAAAAAGUCGUAAAAAUCAAACCGAGAAACUAGAAGACCUCCUUAAUAAAUAUUUAAAUACAUAUUAAUAUCUUAUGGAAAUCUUAAUAUUGGAGUAAAAUUUAUUUGUGCAUUCUUUGUAAGUGCAGUAUUUUAUAUUCCUUCUUUUGUUCAUGAUUUAUACUCAUAUACACAAGAAAACAAGACACAAAUAUACAAAAUUUUUAUCCAAAAAUGUAUACAACGCAAAGUGCCACUACCGGUCCUGAUUGUCCAGAAUGUCACCCUACUUUCAGCUUCCUAAACAGAAUUGUCAAAUAGUGUUAAAAUUCCAUACGUUCUUUAAGGUUUUAUUGAUUGUCAUUAAUAAUCAUAAAUUAUAUACUUUAAUUUUUAGCAGCUUUAAUUAUGCAUCAUUUGUAUCUAACGUAUGUGAUAAAUUAUAUAAAAAAUUUGAUGUAUGUACAUUUUUAUUCGACUUAAAAGUCCCAAAGUCACAUAACAUUGGUAAACCUAGAUGCAUCUAGGUUUGUGUUUGUGUUCAAAACUGCUCGAGUGGAAACUAGUUAAGGACCUUUAAAUUGGUAUGGCCUUUACUUUAAUGUUCUUUGUCAACUUUCACAUAUGUUGUAGGUAAUCUAUAAUUUUGGUACAUACAAAAACUCAAUCAAUUUCGCUUCUUUGACCAUACCAACAAACAUAUAUAUUUAGUUAAAACAUUAUAUUUAGACAGGCAAUGGUAGAACAUUUCGUAGGUUCAGAACACCAUUUAUAUUACAGUGUGAUAAACUAACUGAGGAAAAAUAUCAGCCAUUUUUUAUCGAAAGAGGUUUGACAUGGCACUCCAAAGCAGGGGCGGCUUGUGGCCAAAAUUUUGGGGGUUCACAGUAGCAGCAUAUAGAUCUCGAUACGUAUGUGGGUAAAAAAACUGUCAGUCUUUUAGAAAGGUAUGUUGUAAACUUUUUAAAACACCGAAAGUUUUUUCAUAUAUCUGUACUGAUAUCUAUAUUCUGUUACUGUGAACCCCCAAAAUUUUGUUCACAAGCCGCCACCGCUCCAAAGAAAAUAAAUUUCAAAUCGAAUGAUUUUGGAAAAUAUCCAAUAUUUCUAUAUCUUGAGUGAACCACAUCGUAGGUAAAGGUUGAACAUAGGUCGUCUUACUAUUUAUUUUUCCUACUUGUUUGAAAUCGAGGAUCUUUGAGAAUAAAUAAAAUGGGUUUUUUUGAGAAUUGGCAUCUAAACGUAGUUUUUGUUGCCACAGACUUUUGUAAACCGAAUAAUUAUUUAUUUAUAUUUUAAUAUUUUCUUUAAUUAAAAAUUCAAUAAUUAAGUUAUAUAUUUUCUCAUCAAAUGAACUUAAUAAAAUAGAAAUACUUGAUGGAAAAAGGAUAUUUAGGGAAGAAAGUUUUUUAAGAAGAACGAUGAGAAUUAUGGUGGCUACAAGAAAAAAUGAGGUGGUUGAUAUCAGCAAAAGAAGAAUUGUCGCAUUGACAGAAAGGUGAUAUAUUAAUACCAAUUCUGGAAAGGUGAGACGGAAAACCCCCAUGAUUUAGUUUCAUCCUUGUUAAAGUCGUACAAUAAUACCUAGACAUUUUAAAAUUUGUAAUGUGGGAAAUAGAUUUUGGAAGAACAGGGUGAAUAAAUAUAUAUGGGCUAUUUGAAUGAGAAACUAACAGCCGUAUGCAUAGUCGAUCGCCAGCGGCUCGCAAGAGAUUCAUUUCGGCGUUUCGCCAGGAUUCGCUGGCGAUCCGCCGGCGAAAGCCCAAAAAGGUGGCGUUUCGCCGGAGAUUGUCACCGGAAUGUCAUUUCACGCAAGUUUUUAUUUUCUUUUAUAGGGAUUAUCACCGGUAUCUCUCGCAUUUUAUUCAUGAUUCAUUUCUUAAAACUCAAAAAAUAAAGAACGAAUAUCAAUUUUUUCCCUAUAAAAGAACAUGAAAACUUGCGUGAAAUGACAUUCCGGUGACAAUCUCCGGCGAGUCGCCAGCUUUUUGGACUUUCGCCAGCGAAUCGCUGGCGAUACGCCGAAAUGAAUCUCUGGCGAGUCGAUGGCGAUCGACUAUGCAUACGGCUGUAUGUGUUUCCAAAGUUUCUCCCAGCUUGAUCUAACAUUUCGUUUCAUUGCAUGAAUAAUAUCCUGAGGAGAAUGAAUAUUACUAAUAGUUGGAAGAUUGGAUUCUUUAACAGCUAAAUCGACUUUUUCAUUUCCAACUAUCCCUUUAUGACUUUUAACCUAGAUAAAAACGAUCUUGAUUUUAGAAAUAUGAAGAGUAAGGAGAGACUGAAUAAUUUCUCUUAUAAUAGGAUUUUUGUUAAUAAUUUGGUAAAUGAAAUUGGGAAAUAAAGUUUUCCUUUAGACCCAUCGCAAAAAAUAGUAUUAACUGUACCUAGGGAAUAAGAUUGUUGGCUUGAACAAUAAGGAGAAAAAAUUUAACAGGUAUAUAGAAAGAAUAUCGUAAGACUCAAUUUUAUUUAAAAACUGGUUUAAAGAUACACAGACUUCAGCCAAAGGUGGACUAUUUUUAAAUUUACAAUAUUUGUUGGUUAGGUUAUAGUAAAUUUAUAAAUUUUCAAUAGCAAGACAAUCUAAGUUAGACCUUUAUCUGUAACCUAUCAGGGCCUGGCCCCCUGUAUAUUGAUUGAAAAAUGUUUUUACUCAGUUACUCUAUUAAUGGUAGGUUAAAAAUAUAAAACUUUCAAAUAUGUUUAUAUACAGGGUGGCUCACGCUCAACAGGACGGAGCUUUAUGGGAAAACGACCAAAGAUAUUUGUUAGAUGUAUACAGGAUGUCCCA